Cavia porcellus (domestic guinea pig) is the source of this 3108-nucleotide messenger RNA. RefSeq names its product dopamine receptor D5 (gene Drd5). Lineage: Eukaryota; Metazoa; Chordata; Mammalia; Rodentia; Caviidae. The transcript has a single exon. The record is from RefSeq and is a predicted model, not a curated record. Gene Ontology annotation, biological process: adenylate cyclase-activating adrenergic receptor signaling pathway; G protein-coupled dopamine receptor signaling pathway. Gene Ontology annotation, cellular component: plasma membrane. The coding region runs from base 260 to 1684 and encodes 474 amino acids. Gene Ontology annotation, molecular function: G protein-coupled receptor activity; dopamine neurotransmitter receptor activity, coupled via Gs.
GCGGCUCACUCUUCCGCACUCUGGCUCCGAACCAGACACAGCCCGGGACCCCCCCGCCGCUUCCCGCCGGGACUGGAGGGGCUCACGGCCACUGCUCCGCUCCGGCGCCCUGCGCAGCUCAUGGUGAGCGCCCCGUGGGGCUUGGGAAUUCUUGGCAGAGGGUCCCGGCGCACCCCUUGGGGUGCUCGAUGGGGCCGCUCUGGGGGCUCAGGGCUGAAGUUGGUACCGCGCACAUCCUGCCUGUGUCUCUGAACCUGACAUGCUGCCGCCCGGGCACAACAGCACCACGCACCCGCUGUGGUUCGGUCUGCGGGCUCGGCUGGCACGGGAAGGCGCCGUGGGGGGCUCCGCGGGGGAGGUGCCGUUGGGACCCGCCCAGGUGGUCACCGCCGGCCUCCUGACUCUGCUCAUCAUGUGGACCCUGCUGGGCAAUGUGCUGGUGUGUGCAGCCAUUGUGCGCAGCCCCCACCUGCGCGCCAAGAUGACCAAUGUCUUCAUCGUGUCCCUGGCCUUGUCUGACCUCUUUGUGGCACUGCUUGUCAUGCCCUGGAAGGCGGUGGCCGAGGUGGCCGGUUACUGGCCCUUCGGGGCAUUCUGUGACAUCUGGGUGGCCUUCGACAUCAUGUGUUCUACAGCCUCCAUCCUGAACCUGUGUGUCAUCAGUGUGGACCGCUACUGGGCCAUUUCCAGGCCCUUCCGCUACCAGCGCAAGAUGACCCAGCGGGUGGCCUUGGUCAUGGUGGGCCUGGCCUGGGCCCUGUCCAUCCUCAUCUCCUUCAUUCCCGUCCAACUGAACUGGCACCGGGAUGCAGCAGGCUCCGAGGGCGGGGUGGACCUUCCCUCCAACCUGGCCAAUGUGACGGUCCAGGAGGACCCUGCGGAACCCCAGCCAAGGGCAGCCAACUGUGACUCCAGCCUGAACCGGACAUACGCCAUCUCCUCCUCGUUCAUCAGCUUCUACAUCCCGGUGGCCAUCAUGAUCGUGACCUACACGCGCAUCUACCGCAUCGCGCAGGUGCAGAUCCACAGGAUUUCGUCACUGGAGAGGGCAGCUGAGCACAUGCAGAGCUGCCGGAGCCAAGCGGGCCGCGAGCCUGACACCAGCCUGCGCUCGUCCAUCAGGAAGGAGACCAAGGUGCUCAAGACGCUGUCGGUGAUCAUGGGGGUCUUCGUGUGCUGCUGGCUGCCUUUCUUCAUCCUUAACUGCAUGGUUCCCUUCUGCCACGGAGACCCUGAGGACCUGCGGGCCGGCUUCCCCUGCGUCAGCGAGACCACUUUUGACGUCUUCGUCUGGUUCGGCUGGACCAACUCCUCGCUUAACCCCAUCAUCUACGCCUUCAAUGCUGACUUCCGGAAGGUGUUUGCCCAGCUGCUGGGGUGCAGCCCCCUCUGCUUGCGCACCCCGGUGGAGACCGUGAACAUCAGCAACGAGCUCAUCUCCUACAACCAGGACACUGUCUUCCACAAGGAGGCCGUGGCCACCUAUGUCCACGUGAUCCCCAACGCCGUAGCCCCCAGGGACAGGGAGCUGGAGGAAGAGGAGGGUCCUUUUGAUCGCAUGUCCCAGUUCUGCCACACGUCCCCAGAUGGUGACCCUGCAGCUGAAUCUGUCUGGGAACUGGACUGUGAGGGGGAGAUUUCAUUAGGCAAAAUAUCACCUCUUACCCCCAAAGGAUUGCAUUAAACUGUAAGAAAAGCCCUUGUGGAUCUGCAUAAGUGUGCAGACAUUUACAACCAGACACACACGUGCACACACACACACACACACACACAUACACUCACUCACCCACUGGCAGUGCUGCUCAUUUAUCAGUGUCUCUGUGCCUCUGUGAAGUCACCAUGUGCUGAGUGUCCUCCCCACCCUGUAGAUUCCUGGGUGUAAGAGUUGGCAGGAACAGUUAGAGUCAACUCACAUACAACACCCCCUGCCAGCCAGGCAGAGAUGGCCCGGGCCUGUCAGAGAAGAGAAGGUGGAGCUUGGCCCUUAACACUCACUCUGUUGCUUUUCCUUUCGAACAGACGGCUUGGCUUGCUCGUGUGACUGGCUUGUGUUUGGGUCGAUUUUCCAACAGCCCGUUCAGUGCUGCCUGUGGAGGCCGAGUGGGGUGGGGCGCUCCCCUUGCCCUGCAGCGGCUGCUCUCGUCAGGAAGCCUGCCCCACCCAGUGUGAGGUAACACCGUGUGUGUGUGUGUGUGUGUGUGUGUGUGUGUGUGUGCGCGCGUGUGGCUGGUGGGGUGAUUGUUCUUGCUUUCCUGGUGGGUUUUCAGGGCUUUUCCUGGAGAGGCCGAGUGCGUGCUCAAAGGCAAGGAAGAAGAUAUUCCUUUAUUUUCUUUCCAGGCAGUUUGGCCUUAAAGGAACAUAGCAGGGCUUGAAAAGCUUCUGGCUUCUCGGUUUCCUUUUGCUAGAUGUGUACAGCUGCACUGUUCUUGGAAAGCCAGUUUCCUGGUCACGGCAGCCUGGUCUGUUCUUUUUCUGUCUUGGAAACUUCCUUUUAUGAUAACGUAAGACAGUUCUCAAGAUUCCUGGGUGGAUGCUGUCCAUCACUGUAAAGAUCACUUCCUAUGACAGUAUCUUUUUCCAGCUCAGAUCUAGAGCCCUGUGACAUGACCUGGCUUUAGUGUGUUUUCUGAAGAGCUUUGACGUGUGUGAGUUAAUAAGCUUGCAGAAAGAACCUCAUUUUCAAACAAGCAUUUUUAGUUGCACACGAUUAGCAAAGAGGCUUUCAGAUUUUAACUGAAACGUCGAAACCAGAAAUGACAUUUCAAUGACUGGCAGUUGGAAAAUCUACAGGUGGGAUUGCUCAACAAGAGAGCCCUCCUCCCCCAGCCCUGAUGGGCUCAGCGGAGGGCACUUUGUCCCAGUGUAAUUUUAGUCGAGAACACAGGACCAGAAGAAUUAAGUGCCAAAGCUGUUAAUGAAAGCGUCCGUGUGUCUGUAAGUUCUUAUAUAUCUCUGCUCUCUGAAAAUGUCAUAGCAAGGACAGUUAAAUCAGCUUUGGUCUCUCUCGGGGUAAUUUUAUGGUCAGCCUCUUGUACAGUUUCGUCUCGUUCAUCGUACAUGUGUAGUGCCUGGCACAGAAUGCUUAAUAAAUAUUUGUUGAAUGAAUAA